AUGGUUGUUGUGGAAAACGAGCAUGGUGGUCAUUUUGAUGACUCGGCGUGCGUGUCUGCGCUGCAACAGCUUCGACAACAGCAGCGGCGGGUCUUGUGCAACGGUCAAUCGAUUGAAAAUUGGAAAAACACUGCAUUAAGACUGCAGUACGCAGAAUUUUUGGUGUGGGAAGCCCCUGCUCUUGAUGAUAGCAACGUGCGUAAAAGUCAUCAGCAUCGAACAGAAUGCUGGCCUAAACAGGGUCUUCAGGUGGAGAGGUCAUCUGUGGCAGCGGUGAUGGAAGCGUACGGCAAAUCGUCAAGUGUCCAUAGGGCUUUGUGGAAGGCGUCCUCCCAGAAGGACGUUACUCCGCGACAUUUGAAUGCUUUACUGUUGGCCAUGUCUUGCCUCAGCUUGCGGCGUGUUCGCAGCGAAGUCGAGCCGGAGUUACGCAAGAUUGAGGAGAUCAGCUUGGGUUGCCAACUUAGCCAGUCCCAGAGCAUGCAAUACCGAAACGAGCUUGCCGGAUUCACUGCAACACUGGACAGUGCCAGUGGCCGUGAACAGCGGCUAAGUGUUUGGCUGCAACUUCUAUUGCGUCUCCGUCAGAUUUGUAAUUGCGUUGAUCUUGCAACCGACAUGGAAAAGUUGGGGCAUGCUGAUUUGCGAUUGCUGACUAGUUGUUCAGCAAAACUAGAGGCGUUGGAACCGUUGCUACGUCGACUAGCGCUUCAGGAAGGCAAGAAGGUGGUGAUAUAUUGCCAGUUUCACGGUAUGUUUCCUGUAUUAGAGCUGUUUCUUUCUCUGCUAGACAUUAGCUACGUGCGCAUUACUGGCUCGAUCUCCAUGCAGCGUCGUGCGCUUUAUCAUUUUGCUGAUCGCCCUGUAGUUCGCGUAGCACUCGCCUCUACUCGGUUGUCCACGUCUUACGGAGGUCAUGCAGUGUCAGUAUAUGGUAGUGAAGCCAUUGUGGUCGUUGAUGGUGACUGGAAUGCAACAUGUGACGCAAAACUUCGGGCAAGCUGGGCCAAAUUGGCUGCUUGUGGUGCGGACACUCUUCCAGUGUACCGACUGCACUGUGAAAAUACUGUCGAAGCAUCAUUACUGCGCGUGGGGGCUUCGCUUACUGAAAAAGUAUUCGGCAAAAUGAGUCCAUUAGAAUUGCUUGCAGUACCGUCGGACAUGGCGUCGAUGAUUGAGAAACCUAGCUGGUGGUCUUUGACCAGUAGUAGUUUGAAUGGGCUGACGGCCGGUGGGCUAACAGUCGAUCUUGCCAGUGUGGCUGACGAGGUGGAAAGAAAUGAAAAGUAUUGCGGCGGUCCUAAUGAGUUGGAAGUACCUCUCAUUGUACACAACGUGGACUUGCAUGCAGAGGAGCAUCUUCUGCUGGCUAAUACGGACGAGCUAACUCCCGUCGAAUGGUACGCUGUUGACUACGUCCACGGCAUUACCGACAAAAAACAGCAAAGAAGUGACGAGAGGAGAGCUGAGCGAGUCGUUGCAAGCAUUGAAGACGAAAGUAGUCAUUCUUGGAAUGAAAGUGGCACGUUGUUACAAUCGAACCAGCGCUCAUUUGAUAACCUUGCUGUCUUACAGGCUAAACGUCUGUGGCAAGAAGGUGAUGCCGCAGCGCAACUUUUUUACAGUGUCAAAACUCGCAAUGGUACAGUGGAUAAAAGCGCGCUUGAAGAACUGUUCAUGCAGAUGCGCAUGCAAGGCAUGGAAACGUGUUUUGAUGUCUACGAGCCCCCACGAGUACCUCGCUUGGGGACCGCAAGAUUACAGCCAGUGGUCCUGUUUUCAACAGCUGCUUCGAGCAUCGACACUCGGAUGACGUUUCGGAUAUCGUAUCGUGUGCCGGCUCCUUUGCCACCAGUUCCUCACGUCGGAAAGUCAAAGUUUGAUCACAUUGUCGGCCAGCUUGGGGAUGCAUCUAGACUUACCAAGCUUAGCAAGAAACAGCGGGUCAGCCUCGCCGCUGUGGCAGGAUCCCGAGCUAGUGUGCAUGGGUCUGUUCCUGGUUCGAGCUUGACGAAUCUACCAAGUAACUCUGCCGGUGUUAAACGAAAGCUUGAAACGCAGUUGACUGGGAUAAAGUCGGGGCUUCAAAAGGAGCGACGUGUGGACCUCGAAGGAAUUCCUGUUCCCGACGUAUCUGAAUUCGCUGAUGACGAUUUCUGGGGGGACACGAACUUGGAUGCUCUUGAUUCCGCUGAGUGGGACGAUCCUGCUCUUUAUAGCGGUAUUCUAGGUGCUAGCGUGGGCGCCCUUGAACCAGCAGUAUCGUCAACAGUCUCUUCGUCUGGUACAGCGUCCAGUGGCGCAGGUGCGUCGACAGCGUCAACCUCAAGCGGUAUUGUGGGGAGCGGGACAGGAGCGCAUGUGGAAUCAGGCUUCAAAACAGGCUUUCAAAAGAGCUCAAAAAAGGCGAAGAUGGGAACAGGCCGAGCUCGAAAAAGCAGCAUGUCUUUGCCCGACUCUGGGCGUGAUGCCUGGACCGGGCAAGAUGACACCAUCCUUAAGAAACUGUUCGAACUCUACGGUGCCAACUGGACUCUCAUCGCGCAGGUCUUCAAUUCGACUACUGCGGUCUCUCGAUUCGUCUGUAAAAAGCGCUCACCUCGGCAGUGUUAUGACCGCUACGGCAAGAUAAUUUCUUGUGGUCUCGCUGCAGUUUCAAGCGGGGCUUCUGCUAGUGCAAUGGUAGCUAUAACGACCGAAAGCAAGCCCGGCGUUUCUGUCAAAGUCCAGCGUGCUACAAGUGUUGCGGCCGCAGUACUGGACACGCGCAUCGGAUUGACGCGUAACGAAUUGCUUGUGAAGUUCCCACAACGUUAUUCUCUACCUGGCAUACCGCCACCUUCUAUCGCGAGCGCACCGAGCCGGAAAGGAUUGACGCUCGCCUAUAGACAAAGACAAGUGGUGGCUGAUGCUGAUGCUGGCACAAAGGCAAUAUAUACGAAUGCUGGAGCCCUGGAGGACUUAGGGUCAAUAAGAGCCUCAUUUGACGCGAUUAUCCAAUGCGUGAAGCGCAAGACGUCACCACCACCGAUUCCAAUUCCUGUUGAAGCUAGUUCUGCGACGCCCGGGCCGACCGCGGCGCCACCUGCUGCAAGCUCAACGGACUUGGGUACAAAGGCGUCACUCACAGCUGCAUCGUUUCCAUCUUCUCACGUCUCAACUUCUAGUUCAGCCCCAUCUACUCCAACUAAAGCAAGCGCAAAAGUGUUUAGAAAAGCUUCCGUCUCACCAGUCACGGCCACAAAGUCGAAUCGUGUGGUGGUGCCGCCGCCACACAAGUCGUACACGGACAUGGUUUCGCUUCUUCCAGGAGCUGUGCUUAGCCCAGACGAAGUAAUUAAGCGCAGCAAAGAGGCGGCCGUUGUGGCUGUACAAGCGGCAGCGGUCGUGGCUUCCACUGGGCGUGACGGGUCGCCACUUUCAGCGAGUGGCGACGUGAUGCUGGGUGCUGGCUCGGGUUUCGGAGUCUCUGUGAGUACUUCAAUGCCACGCCGCUUGCAUGCUGCAAGUCUCACAAGCGAAGCAAAUGCUGUUGGUGUAAUGUCCACUUCGACAAUGCCAUCUACGGGCGCGGCGAGCGUAGGAGCAGCUGUUACCACAGCUCCAGCAGGUACCCAAGCACAAACCAUAACAGCAGCGACAACAGCAGCGUGGGGUGGGGUGGUGCAUGGUGUGGGUGCGAAUGAAGCCAAUGCGGGUCUGGCCGUGGAUAUCGCGACUGCCUCACGUGAAGCGCAGCGUAAUGCACCAAUGCCCGUGACCACGUCGACGUUGUUGCAUGUCCUGGACCGCAUGCCCGAGGUAAAGAACAAGAUUCAAUUAAUCCUGAACCGCACAGACUGUUCCGAGUCGCAGAAGGUGGCGAUGAUCGCUCGAUUGUUGAGCAACACGAACGCCAUCAACAACACGAACGCGCUCGGAGCAUCCGGCCCAAUGCCUCUGCCUGACGUGUCGUCUGCGAGCAGCUCUGCGGUGUUGUCGGCGCUAACUGCUGACCUGAGCUCGUCCAAUAGAUCCAUCGGUACGAAGACGCCAAUCCCGAUGCCAGCGUCACUGGACCAAAUGUCGCCGACGUUGAACACGUCGUCCACGCGAGCUCCGCCGGGACAGAUCCAGCAGCCACCACCAGCGAAGUAA
Messenger RNA from Peronospora matthiolae, 4137 nucleotides. The record is from the annotation of a GenBank genome assembly. Lineage: Eukaryota; Oomycota; Peronosporomycetes; Peronosporales; Peronosporaceae.